AUGGAAAGAAAGAAUCAUAAAACAGACAUUUUACUUGAAUUUACACUGAAGGCGACUGAAUUCAUAAUCCAGUCAAGAAGUUCAAUACCAAGAUCAGAUACAUUAACAAAAACUUCAUUAAGACUGUCCACUAUACAAUUCAUGAACAUUCGUGACCAAAUUUCUUCUUAUUUCAAUGAAAAUUCUCCAACGAAAGAAUUUGCUAUAGAAGUUCUGGAAACAUGUGAAGGCUGUCAUCCCUUACUUUUGGAACGUUGAAAUUUUAUAUUGGCUUCCAAAAGAUUUAAAUUCAGUAAACCUUAUAAAAAAAGGGAGCUCGACGCAGUAUCCGGUAUCAGAACUCUUAUAUCUGGUAGCCUUCUUCUCCCAGCUACCUAUAAAGUAAAAUCUUCAAUCUCAAUAGCUAUCAGAAAAUCAGUCAUUGAUUUUGCCAGCUGAGACCCAAAUCUGACUGACAAAGAAAUUUUGAAAUUCCCGAGCCAGAAACUGCAAAUUGAAGGUGAAAACAGUCUUUUAGAAGUGUACAUAGAAUAUACAAAUACCACGUUGAAGCCUCGGUUUGCAAGACAGUCAUUAGGAAUUAGACCGCGUUUAAUAUCUUUUGAUGUAGCUGAUGUAGAAUUUAAAGAAUCCCCCAAAGCCAAUUCUUUAAAAAAGAGCAUCAACUCGAUAGAAAGCACAGAAGCUUCCCCUUUAAUGAAAGGAAAUAAGCUAUCUUUGAUUAUUCUCUAUUGAUUUAAGUCUGAUUUUAUUAUAUUUUUUUUAUUAAAAAUCCUAUUUUAAUUUUCUUAUAAUAAUUCUGAAAGUUUUUAUGAAGAAAGUGAAGCUGGAUUUAGGCUGAUUUCAAGCGAUUACGGAGAUGAAAGCUCAGGAUCAGAAAAAGAAGAAGAAAAUGAGUUCGCAAACAACAGUUUUCAGAUGGAUUUUGGGUCUGAAAACUUAGAGGAGGAUGAAUCCGACUCUAUUGUAUCAUUAUAUUUGAAACAGUGUGACAAAGCUAGAGAUGUAUCAUUAUAUAAAGGAGGGCAGAGCACUAUUACAGAAGCCUUUUCACUAGUUAGGAAGUGGAAGAAUAGACUGUAA
Molecule: messenger RNA, 1083 nt
Organism: Blepharisma stoltei
Lineage: Eukaryota; Ciliophora; Heterotrichea; Heterotrichida; Blepharismidae
Source: the annotation of a GenBank genome assembly